AUGCAUUUCAUAUGCACUCUACUUGCAGCUGCCUUUCCCAUAACCCGUCGCAUUGGCCAUCCAUAUCAAAAUCGUACACCACCAAAGCGGAAAAAGCCCCGCACCUCUUUCACACGCAUUCAAGUGGCUGAACUGGAGAAACGUUUUCACAAGCAAAAAUAUUUGGCGUCCGCGGAACGAGCGGCAUUGGCGCGCGGCCUUAAGAUGACCGAUGCUCAAGUUAAAACCUGGUUCCAGAAUCGUCGCACGAAGUGGAGCGCUAUGUUUGUAGUAUGUUGGCUUGUUUGUUUGCAGUCGCGAGGCGUCGAUGAAGCAAUUUACCUACUGCCACAAUCCAUACACGAUGCAGCGCCGAAUAAUCAGCUUGUCCUGCAGUCUAAAUUCGAGUUUCACCCAGAAAGCCACACACACAGCAGUCGUAGCAGGCCAAGCAGACCAAUACCAACGCCAACGCCAACAGCAGUUGCAGUACCACUACUGCCACCGACACUAAAGUCAACGCCGCCGCGUUGUAGAACAAUAAUUGAUGACGACGAUUAUAAACGAAUUUCCUUUGACGCAUAUUGCUGGCCAAAAGCAAGUGUCGUUGGCAGCAGCAACAAUGAUGGCAAUACAGAAGCAAUUGGUAUACCUAUCCGAGUAUACUACGUAUUCAGUACGUCAGCCGUUGGAGAGGCGGCCCACAAAGUGAACUCAGGCAAUUGGGAAAAUUUCGCUUCAUUAGCUUGA
Rhagoletis pomonella (apple maggot) is the source of this 729-nucleotide messenger RNA. Its product is annotated as transcription factor LBX1-like. Gene Ontology annotation, biological process: animal organ development; regulation of transcription by RNA polymerase II. Gene Ontology annotation, cellular component: nucleus. The record is from RefSeq and is a predicted model, not a curated record. Lineage: Eukaryota; Metazoa; Arthropoda; Insecta; Diptera; Tephritidae. Gene Ontology annotation, molecular function: DNA-binding transcription factor activity, RNA polymerase II-specific; RNA polymerase II cis-regulatory region sequence-specific DNA binding. The transcript is spliced from 3 exons. The coding region runs from base 1 to 729 and encodes 242 amino acids.